GUUGACGUGUCGUGCAUUGCGUGCGUCCAUUCAGCAGCUCUGGUUGGCGUUUGUUUUGCCCCCAAAAAUCUGUAUUUUCAGCAGAAUUUGGUGAUUUUGAGCUCUUCAGUCCGGUGAAAGUCAGAGAACAGAGUCCGGAUCAGAGCUGAGAGCUGCUGCUGCCGUCAGGAAGACGAUCAAACACCGCUGCAGCAGGUGAAUCUGGCUCUGCAGCAGGAUGAAUAUCGGUUCUAAGAGUAAGAAGCGGGUCGUGCUGCCGAGCCGUCCGGAGCCUCCUGCCGUGGACCAGAUCCUGGAGGACAUCAACAGAGCUCCUCCCAACGACCCGGUCUUCAGCAUCCUGGAGAAAACUGGACAAGACUCGCGGGUCUCCGACAGCGACGUGGACUCUCGCUUCGAGCAGUGCCGUCAGUACCUGGAGCUGAACGAGCAGCUGCAGGAGGUGCGGGGCCGUCUGCUGCGGCAGCGGGAGGAGCUGAGGGCGGCGGGGGAGCUGCUGCAGAGCGACGUGGACGAGGUCAAAGGUCAAACACUCUGACUCUCCUCCUCUCUCAGAGACUCUUCUUCUCUUUACGGGACUUUUUACGGUUUUCCUCCGAAGACUCGGAUGAUUCAGGUCCAACCUGCAGAAGACGCUGGAUCUGAAAUAUACAUUUAUAUAUAUAUAUAUAUAUAUACGUAUGUAUAUGUGUGUGUAUGAAAUGUUGGUUUGGUGUUAGCGGUAGAAAUGAAACAGUAAAAUAAGGCUGAAAUCUUGACUGAUAAAGUUAAUGUAGCAAUUUACGUCUUAAAUGAAUCAUUUAACCCUUUAUCGGGCGAAGAACCGUGUUUGGUAACUUCAGCGGAUAUCCAAAAAAAAAUAAAAAAUUCGAGAAAAAAGUUUAAAGUGGCAAAUCUACAAGAAAAAAAGUAACAUAUUUAAGAGAUUUAAAGUGGCAAAUCUGCACGAAAAAAGUCACAGAUUUACGAGAAAAAAGUGGGAAAAACAGCAACUUUUUUCUCACAUAUUCACCACUUUAAAUCUCAUAAAUCUGCGCAUUUUUUCUCGUAGAUUUGCCACUUUAAUCUCGUAAAUUUAUUUCUCAAAAUAUUAUCCUCCUCCCCCGGGUCCGUAUGUUUUUUUUACACAUUUCUGGCUGUAUGUAAUAUCCUCCAAUAUUCUCUAUUAUUUCAAUGAGUGCCCUAUUAAGGGUUAAUAAACAAAAUAUCAACAGAAAUGAUAAAUUAUCCUAACUCCUAACUAAAGUCCCGUAUUAUUUACUGGAUACUUGGUAAAAAUAAUUACACUUAUUGAAAGCCAAAUAAAAAGCUAUAAAGAACCAGUCGUCUGUAGUUUUAGGAUGUGAUUAUUGUCAUUGAUUUUACAUUUCAGCACUUUUUGUUCACCAGAUCUUUGUGAAGUGUUCAGACAGAACAUGAAGUUCACAUUUCUGUUUGUUCCUGAAGUGAAAUCCUAAAUAAUAUUCCACAUUUCUGCACUAUAAACCUUAUUCAAACAUUCCCAGCUUGUGCCAUGACGUGUAUUGAAGCAGCAAAAAAACAUUUCUGCAGAACUGAACCUCUAAAAAGCUGCUAUGCUAAAAUCCUUCAUUUUUUCAAAGUGUCUGAUUCUGUUAUUAUGUGACAGCUGCUGGGCAACGUGUGAUUUUUGCAUUUGUAGUUGAAGAAUUAAAGCGUAGGAUCACAUUUUUCUGUCUCAAACAGGUGCUAAUAAGAACACAAACAGAUUUUACCUGCAAAAGAAUCAUCCAUCUGUUCAUAUCAGACACUGAAAGAUCCUUCUGGUGCCAAAUCCACAUCUUAUGUCUUUGUGUUGUUCCAAAGUUAUCUGGAGCUAAUAAAGUAAGAAAAGAAUAAAUAUCUUGAGGGAAACUGCUGUGCAGCUGUUGUAAUACCAAGUUGAAAAUAAUAUAAUCUAAAAGCCCAAUACAUGUAGUCUCCUUCUGACCAUCAGCAUCUUCACUAGAUCUUUAAUCUGUUUAUUAUAAUAUCUGUAAUGUGUUGAGAAAUUAAAAAUGUGUAUGAAAACUGACAUAAAAGGUGAAUGAAGACAAUUAUUGUGACGCCAAAAGAACCAAUAAAAAAGUUUAAAAAGU
This is a messenger RNA of Centropristis striata (black sea bass), 2096 nucleotides long. RefSeq names its product chromosome 9 C19orf25 homolog (gene c9h19orf25). The coding region runs from base 218 to 538 and encodes 106 amino acids. Lineage: Eukaryota; Metazoa; Chordata; Actinopteri; Perciformes; Serranidae. The transcript is spliced from 3 exons. The record is from RefSeq and is a predicted model, not a curated record.